This is a messenger RNA of Adineta steineri, 1245 nucleotides long. The record is from the annotation of a GenBank genome assembly. Lineage: Eukaryota; Metazoa; Rotifera; Eurotatoria; Adinetida; Adinetidae.
AUGAAAUUAACAUUAACACCAUCGAAAAAAGCAAAUGAAAUAAAUACAACAUCAGAUAAUGAUGUUCGAAUACAUGAAGGUGCAUCUUAUCAAGCGAAUAUUCCUCUGCUUAAUUCAAUAUCAUUAUCAACAGAUCAUGAUGCUAUUCUUUUUUGGAAACCAAGCGAUUUAAUAACUGAACAUGAUCUUAUUGAAUAUAUUGAUUAUGCUCGACGAAAACAUCGAAUGAAUGAAGAACAAGCAUUAGCAAUUUUACAAAUAUGUAAAUAUAAAAUAGCAACAAGUAAAUUAUUAAUGGAACAAUAUACACCUGAAAUCGAUGAAUGGACAGUUGAAGAAAAAUUUUUAUUUGAACAAGCAUAUAAAUUUUAUGGUAAAACAUUUUCACGUAUUAAACAAAUGUUACCAGAAAAAACUAUUGCUGAACUUGUUCGAUAUUAUUAUUCAUGGAAAAAAACACGAUUAUAUAAAAGUCUUAUGGAUAAACAUGAAAAACAAUGUCAAUUAAUGCCCUAUGAUGAAGAUAAUGGAAGUGAUGAUGAUGAUGAUGAAGAAAAAAAUACAACAUCUAUAUCUUUACCUACAAAAGAUUUAGAUCAUCAUCGAUCACAAACAAAAAUUGAUCAAAGUAAUAGUGACGAACAAGAAUGUUAUAAUUGUGAAAUCUUAUGUGAAACGAUGCAUCCAACUCCAAAAGGUAUACUUUGUGAUGAAUGUUUUAUUUAUUGGCAAAAUUCUGGUUUAAUGAGACCGGAAUUAUAUCGAACGAAAUCAGCAAUUAAAAAAAUUAAACGACCACCGAAAAAUAUGUCGGUUGAUAUAAAUGAUUUAACAUCGAAUGAAUCAUCUAUGGAUCCUAUUGAUAGAUUAGAAGAAGAUAUACGAAAUGAAUUAUCAAUAAUUCAAUCACAUAAUCAAACAAUUGAACUUUUAACAAAUCAAUCACGGGAUGGUAUGGAUAAUAUGCAUAUUCCAUUUCUUUGUAAUAAUAUAAAUACAAUUGAAACAACAACAUCAACAUGGUCAAUAGAAGAAAUUCUUUUGGCUAUACAAGCAUUUGCAAAAUAUGGAAAAGAUUUUCAUACUGUAUCACGUAUAAUUGGUUCAACAAAAAAUGUUCAUGAUGUUGAAACAUUUUUUGUUGAAUGUCGAGAACGAUAUCAACUUGAUAUGGUUAUAGAUAUAAAAUCUAAACCAAUAACAAAUGUACAAAAAAAAGUAGAUGAAAUUGUUUUUGUUAACUAA